CCCACCCUCACACUCACCCCUUCUUCAAAAUUCACAAUUUAUGCAUGUCACUAAUCACAUUUGUGUAUCUACCUGGCCAGUAUUAGGUACUUUCUUCUUCACCCUGUCUUGAUUCUCUGUUAUCAUUGCUAGUAAAAGGUGCUAUCUUUCUUGGUUUCUUGUUGAUGGGUGUUUGAUUCUCACUUUGUAACCCUUCUCUACCCCCAAUUGAUAUAAAGUGUAGGAUUUGAAUUGUUAUAAGUAUUCAAUUACCCUGGCAAAGCUAUGGAAAAUGGAAAAGUCCCAGCAAGUGGUCCAAAGAAAUUACCUUUCACGCCUAAGGCUAUCAUACACCAAAAAUUUGGUACUAAAGCAUGCUAUAAGGUCGAGGAAGUUCAAGAGGUCGUACAAAAUGGAUGUCCUGGUUUAGUGAUUCCUCAGAGAGGUCCUUGCCUCUAUCGCUGUUCUCUGCAACUUCCAGAAUUUUCAGUAGUCUCUGAAGCCUUCAGAAGAAAGAAGGAUGCCGAGCAAUCUGCUGCUGAGAAGGCUAUACAACAGCUAGGUAUCCAGCCUAAAGAAGUUAAUCUCACUGUGGAGCAAGCAUGGGAUGAAUUGGUUGGUCGACUAUCAUAUUUGUUUUCAAUUGAGUUCCUUCCUGCAAUUCACCCACUUAGUGGUCACUUCAGAGCAGCGUUGGUGAGAGAAGGUCACCUCAAUGGGUUUAUUCCUCUGGUAGCUAUUGCCACGUUUGAUGCAAAGAUCAAUAGCUUAUGUAAAUGUAUAUCAUCUGAAAUGGAAUCAAAUCCCUCGUUGGUGAUGUCCCUUAUUAUUGAAGCUGCAAAGAGAUUAGAAGAUUCCCUCUUGUUCUCUGAAGAGAAGCGGUCAUUGAAGAGGCUAACUCCACACCCUCCUGAGAUUAUACAAUCUUUACCAAAGAAUGAACCUAAUUCCCCAGAGAGCAUUUCAUUUGAAGCAAUACGUGUUCCAUCUUCAGCAGAGAAGACUGUGGAACCUGUGAUACUUAAUGCCUCUUCUGGCAAUUAUUACCUGGAUGUUAUUGCAAAGGAAUUAGGGGUUAAGGAUGCUUCUAAGGUUCUGAUUUCAAGGACUAUUGGCAAAGCUUCCUCAGAAACGAGGUUGUACUUCUGUGCUCCAGAGUCCACAACAAUUGGUUCAUCAUCAGAGCUAUAUAUGAAACAAGCUAGUUCAUUUAAAGGAUAUGUGAAUACCAUCGCGACUUACCUAUCUGGUCAAGAAAUAUGUGGUGAUGCAAUUUUGGCGUCUGUAGGAUACACUUGGAAAUCUACUGAUCUUUUUUAUGAAGAUUUAUCCUUGCGUGCAUAUUACAGAUUACUUGCCAACAAGAUACCCAGUGGAAUUUACAAGUUGUCUAGAGAAGCAAUACUUGCUGCAGAACUUCCCACAGCUUUCACAACAAGAAGCAAUUGGAGGGGUUCUUUUCCAAGAGAUAUUCUCUGUACAUUUUGCCGCCAGCAUCGAUUGUCUGAACCUGUAUUUUCAAGCGAUUCCAUUGAACCUCUGCCAGAUUUACCUGGACGUAAAAGAUUGAGGGAUACAUCAUCAGGUGAAAACGAAACUAAUGAAGGGGGUCUUGCAGCUACUGCUGUAGCACAAGAAGGGUGUAAUCUAGUCUACAGAUGUACAGUGAAGAUAUACUCCAAGUGCCAGGAAUUAAUUCUGCUGUGUUCACCAAAGGAAUCUUAUAAGAAACAGAUUGAUGCAAUGCAUAGUACUGCCUUAAAAGUUCUCUCAUGGUUGGAUAGAUUUCUUGAUAAAGUUGAUAUGUCUGUGGAAGAGAUCACAUCAUCUGCAAAGGGAUUUGAUAUUCUUAUUUAUCCUCAACAGCUUGUUAAGGAGUUCACAUUAUGUCAAACUUUGCCCAAAUAUCAGUGGGGCAGUGCAACACUAGCAGGAAACUUCGUGUGUCCUAGCUACUCUAAUGUACAGAAUAACACACUUGAAGAAGAAUUAUCAUCUGGAACGACUCCAUCUAGUGGUUCUUUGGUGUGUGUGACUUACAAGAUAUAUUUAGCCACGGAAAGGGAAUGCAUUAUGGAACAUCUUGAAGGGUCUGAAGAGUUUGAGUUUGAGAUUGGCAGCGGAGCCGUAUCUCCUGUUCUUGAAGCAGUUGUAACACAGAUGUCCGUUGACCAGUCUGCAUGUUUUACUAUGGAAUUGCCUGCAAAAGAGAUUGUUCUAGCAGUGGCUCAUGAUUCUGCAAAUAUCAUUUCAUUAUUGUCUUCAGGUACUUGCUUAAUGAAAUGUGAAGUCACUUUGCUGCGUGUGACAGUACCCCUGGAGGAUAGAAUGGAACAGGCCUUAUUCUCUCCCCCAUUAUCAAAACAACGUGUUGAAUAUGCGGUGCAGCACAUUAGAGAAUCUUGUGCUGCUUCUUUGGUUGAUUUUGGAUGUGGUUCUGGAAGUCUGCUGGAGUCUUUAUUAGCUUAUCAAACCUCUCUUGAGAAAAUAGCAGGUGUUGAUAUUUCACAGAGAGCUCUUGCUCGUGCUGCAAAGAUACUUCAUUCAAAACUCAAUGGAAAUAUAGAAGCUGAACAACCAAUCAACAGUAUCAAGUCUGCAAUACUAUAUGAUGGUUCGAUUUUGUCUUGUGAUUCUCGGUUGUGUGGAUAUGAUAUUGCAACCUGCUUGGAGGUGAUUGAACACAUGGAGGAACAGGACGCAUGUUUGUUUGGGGAUAUUGUUCUCCGUUCAUUUUGUCCACAGAUUCUUAUAGUCUCCACUCCCAAUUAUGAAUACAAUGUGAUUCUCCAGAAAUCUACUCCCCAAUACCAGGAGGAUGACCCAGAUGAGAAGAGCCAGCAGCAGUUAUGCAAAUUCCGCAAUCACGAUCACAAGUUUGAGUGGACUAGACAGCAGUUCUGUGAAUGGGCAUCUGAGCUAGCUUUAAGGCAUAAUUAUGAUGUCGUGUUCAGUGGUGUUGGGGGAGAAGCUAACAAAGAACCAGGAUUUGCCUCCCAAAUUGCUGUUUUUAGAAGAAACGAUCGCAGUCCCGUGAAUGCAGAUUUUCCUGAACACUAUGAUGUUAUAUGGGAAUGGAGUAGUGACAAUAAAUAGUUGAUGAUUUUAACAACAGUUCAUUUUGGUUAGUGAUGUGGACUCCAGAAGCUAUAGGAAUUUUGUAAUCCUUACCUAAAUAUGCUUGAAAUUGUAGUAGAAAUUAUAUACAUUGCUUAGAAAGGUACAAACAAUACUCCUUAACUCAUGACUAGAAAGUUUUAUACUUGAACUUUAGUUUUGUUCCA
Molecule: messenger RNA, 3263 nt
Organism: Solanum lycopersicum (tomato)
Lineage: Eukaryota; Viridiplantae; Streptophyta; Magnoliopsida; Solanales; Solanaceae
Product: small RNA 2'-O-methyltransferase
Biological process (GO): piRNA processing; RNA methylation; siRNA processing
Cellular component (GO): cytoplasm; nucleus
Molecular function (GO): RNA methyltransferase activity; O-methyltransferase activity; peptidyl-prolyl cis-trans isomerase activity
Source: RefSeq, a predicted model, not a curated record